Ornithodoros turicata is the source of this 609-nucleotide messenger RNA. RefSeq lists its product as uncharacterized. NCBI's taxonomy places the organism in Eukaryota, Metazoa, Arthropoda, Arachnida, Ixodida, Argasidae. The record is from RefSeq and is a predicted model, not a curated record. Bases 1 to 609 code for a protein of 202 amino acids. The transcript has a single exon.
AUGGGAGAGCCCACUUACAUCUUAGGGAUUCAAGUACAACAUGAUAAAGAGCGGAGGACGCUGACAAUUAGCCAGACAAGGUACAUCGACGAGAUUUUAAAACGUUUUAAUAUGGAAGACUGUAAAUCAGUCAAAACGCCAAUGGAUGCAUGUCCGAAGAAUGAAAACGCAGAACCUGAAGUUGUCGAGAGUAGCCUCAAUGUUCCGUUCCAGACUCUCGUAGGCAGCUUGAUGUACUUGGUUCAAGGUACCCGAACGGACACUGCAUUUGCCACCAGCCACUUGAGCCACUUUAAUUCAAGCCACACGCAAAAUCACUGGCGAAUGGCCAAACGAAUACUUCGUUACCUAAAGGGAACCCGUGACGUAGGAAUAACUUACGCUGCAUGUCAGGAGCGAAUUUCAGGGUACACAGACGCGAGCUUCAACGAAAACGGCACAGGAAGAUCCAGAAGCGCUUAUGUCUAUACCUUGUCACAGGGAGCAGUCAGCUGGCGGUCCACAAGGCAACAGCUCGUCGCUCUGUCAACUUGCGAGGCUGAAUACAUUGCUCUUGUGGAGGCCCUCAAGGAAGGCAAAUGGUUCAAAACCUUCAAUGCGAAGACAUGA